Messenger RNA from Desarmillaria tabescens, 1476 nucleotides. RefSeq lists its product as uncharacterized. NCBI's taxonomy places the organism in Eukaryota, Fungi, Basidiomycota, Agaricomycetes, Agaricales, Physalacriaceae. The transcript is spliced from 6 exons. Bases 1 to 1476 code for a protein of 491 amino acids. The record is from RefSeq and is a predicted model, not a curated record.
AUGCCUUCAACCAUGCACGUAUUUGCCAUUCAUGGCCAACAGCCACCUUCAUUCGACCUUUCCUUGGUCCGUACUUUAGUUGACAUGUAUGAUGCCGAUGAUACUCCUGCUGAGAGGAUGCAGAGUCAUCUGGAAGGAAACCAUAUUUACUACCGGUUUCAGGAGGCUGUCACCGAAAUUGCCUCCCUCUAUAACAGUACUCUCUAUGCACAGCUCCUCCGGUUGCCCACCAUCAGUCCACAGACCCAUACUCCGCUUCCUGAUCUUCCGUCAACCUCUUUGGCUUCACCGUCAGGCUAUCAGUCACUCCCGCUAGAAUUAAUAAAUCGCAUAACCGAUUUCUCUGAUCAAUCCACCCUGAUAUCUCUUCGCCUCUUGGACAAAGCAUCACAUGCUGUAGCCAGUCAAUAUAGCCAUACGCACCUCAAACUGAGUCUUCCCUCCCACUGGCGCACCAUGUAUACGCCAGCCACAAUUGAACGUAUCUGCCAUGGCGAGGAAAUGGGCAUAGCAACCUUCUCCCGUAUCUGGAAUGUCGGUAACCGGGCAGUCUCUCUGAAUCUCACCAACUGGUCCGUGGCCAAUGUCGCUUUCUUCUUCUCCCUUUUUCCCCACCUCAAGUCCCUCACAAUUCAAGGCCACAACUGCCAGAUUGCCAACAACCCGAUCAUCCCGUUCCCGUUUCUGUGUCCACCUCACAUCCAGCAUUUGAAGGUGCACAACGUAACCUUCCUAACCACGGGCAAUGAAUCACAUAGCGUCGAGGCUAUGUUAUCCCCUGGCACCCGCCUUAGAUCUCUGGAAAUAUCAGGAUUGAUUAAUGGCAAUAUCCCCACCUUUCCGAGAAGGUCUUUGUCACAUAGGGAGGAAUGGUGUGCACGAUGGGGAAUCUCUACUUACCUUGCUCCAGAGAUCUCUUGUCCUCCACCUACCACUCUUCGCUCGAUCACGACUCGUUCUCCUGGUUUCCAUGUCCUUCUGCCACAACUGGGCGUGCCGACUCCCAUGCGAACCUUUCAAGAAGCCGUUUCCCUCGAUAGUUUCAAACAUAUGAUUUCUCAGCUUUUUUCCCUCCCAGAUGCUGAGGACGCCUUUGUCCCAUAUCUCAAGCUCACAGAAACUUAUCCUCAUCUUCUUUCAUAUACUUGCCCUGAGGGUUGGUACCCCAUUAGCGGUUACAUGUCCCUCAGGGACUUGCAAGUUCUCAACUCUCUUGCAAUUGUGGGUUCCAUGGGAAACAUCUCUUACGCCCUUCGCACGACGCAAUCCUGGUGGAGUCCCUAUAAGUUCUACCCUACUUCUACCUUCCAGCUCAUCAUCAACAUACCAUCCUGGGAGACGCGCUUGUUGCAAACCCGCCUUUUACCUGUGAAUGUUUCUUUCAUGGGUAUUGUGGCAAUGUUGCGAUUUGUCUCAACGGAACACGACUGGCUGGAGUUAGGCCUCAAGAUCAAGCCCAUGGGGACCACGUUGUAG